UUCAAUUUCCCACGUCACCAACUCUCAAAGCUACCACCACUCACCACUACUUAACAAUUCAGCAAACACCAAAACCAACCCUUGCUCCGCCGUAUAUCCACCGUCCACCUUCACCGGCUCACUCUCCCUUAUCCAACGGCCCGGAGACGACGCAGAUCACAGCGGGUCCCGCCAUUUCCACCUUUGCUUGUUCAUGAUAUCAAUUUCAAUAAAUCCCCAAGCAAAAGAUGACAAAUCUGGAAAUAAAAACAGAGGAACCUGGUCAAUCAAACAGUCAAACCCCUCUUCUCACACCAAAUUCCAAUCACGAUAAUCACACCAACAAUCACGAUAACAAGAAUCACGAAGAAUGUGAUUGCUCUGAAGUGGAUCACAGCCUGGUGCGAUUGGAGAAAUUUCUCAAUGCUCUGGGCUUCGACCAGGGCUCCGUGUUGGCUUCCGUGAUCUGGUGGACCGUUUUCCUGGCGGUUGGUGUGGCGGUUCCGCUGGUGGCUCUGUGGUUAUGUGACUGCUCCGAGUGCGAGAUGUACGAGCUCCGCGGCUGUGAGAUGGUGAUUGUGACGUUUCAGGCCACGCUCGCCGCCGCCUCCUUGCUCUGCCUUUCACAUAACCUCCGCAAGUAUGGUAUCCGCAGGUUCCUAUUCGUUGACCGCUACACUGGACACGACUCUUCCUUUCACCGUGAUUACGUCAAACAGAUUUCGGGAUCACUGCGGUUGCUCAUUCUGUGGAUGUUUCCGUGUUUCAUUCUGAAGACGGCACGAGAAAUCAUUCGCAUUUCAUAUGUACAGCAUGGGUCAUGGUGGCUCUCACUUGGUAUAUUUUCAGCUCUGAUUAUAUCUUGGACUUAUGUGAGUGCAAUCUCUCUGUCCGCCUGCGUUUUGUUUCACAUGGUCUGCAAUUUGCAAGUCAUCCACUUUGUUGAUUAUGGAAAGCUAUUGGAAAGGGAAGGUGAUGUGUUGGUUUUAUUGGAGGAGCACAUUCGGUUGCGUUAUCAUCUUUCCAAGAUAAGUCAUAGGUUCAGGAUCUAUCUUCUUCUGUCGUUCUUGGUUGUCACUGUCAGCCAAGUGGUGACUUUGUUACAGGUCACCGGAUAUCGUAACAUGAUUACCAUAGUAAAUGGUGGAGAUUUCGCUGUAUCCACACUUGUUCAGGUGGUUGGUAUCGUUAUUUGUCUGCACGCAGCAACAAGAAUUUCUCAUAGAGCUCAAGGUGUUGUUUCACUUGCAAGCAGGUGGCAUGCAAUGGUCACAUGCACAUCUUCUGACUCGUCUCAUUCAAGAAGCUCUGCUAGUAUGGGGAAUCUCUUGGAGGCUUCAAACAAUUUAAACUCAAUACAUAUAGACUAUUCUGAAAGUGAUUUAGAGUCAUUGGAUUACCCCGGAAUGUCUAUUAGUAAUACCCAAUUGGUUUCCCAGAUGUCCUCUAAUCACAAGAGACAAUCUUUUGUAAUGUAUUUGCAGACAAAUCCUGGAGGAAUCACCAUAUUUGGAUGGACAGUUGAUCGGUCUCUUGUCAACACAAUAUUCUUCCUUGAAUUAAGUCUGGUUACCUUUGUUCUAGGUCAGACGCUCAUCUCAUGAUCAAAUUAUACCAAAAAACCCUUUAGUUUUGGGUCUUCUGGAUUACCAUUAUCAUUUUGGGUGAAAACCCUCCACCAUAGCCAUAAUUCUUUGUAGGUUACUAAAUUUACUAGCCAUGCCAGCAUUUUUGUUACAUCUUGUCAGCCACAUGGACCUUAAGAUUUGUGGGAUUGCUGCUAAACGCCCUUAGCUCCUUUGCGGGCAACACAUAUAUCUCCCAAACUCCGUCGACUUUCAUUCCUCUCACGUUGUACUCAUCAGUUUUCUUCUAUCUACCUGGGUUCCAAUUUUUCAAAGCAGACACGCCAAAAUUGCUCUGAAAUAGAAAGACCAGAGCUGGACUGGGCGAGCCCCUAGAGGGGCAACGCCCAGGGUUCACACCGCCCCGUGGCGGGUCCCCAAGCCAGUAGGGUUGGGCCUCGUUCAGCCAGGCCCACACGGCCCAUUAAGGACACUAGCAUAUGGGGGUCCAACACUACCUCUAUAAAUAGGUAGCAGAUACCAAUUGUAAAGGACCUUGGCUCAUUUUAUGAAUACACACAUGAAAUUCAAUUA
This is a messenger RNA of Lotus japonicus, 2138 nucleotides long. RefSeq lists its product as uncharacterized. The record is from RefSeq and is a predicted model, not a curated record. Lineage: Eukaryota; Viridiplantae; Streptophyta; Magnoliopsida; Fabales; Fabaceae. Bases 228 to 1583 code for a protein of 451 amino acids. The transcript is spliced from 5 exons.